GGGUGAUAACUAGCAGAUAGGCCUGGGGUGUGGUUUUGGCUCCCCCCUUGACUGUUUCUAGCCAGGCGAGUCGCUGAGUUGCUGGGAUCUGCGCAGCGUGACUGCAAGGGGGCACUGUGGCACACCCGCUGCCAUUUGCCCGCUCGUCUUCGCUGUUGCCCCAUUGGCACUGGGUUUGGUCUUGCACACCAAUGAGCAAGUCAAACACCUUGUGACCUCCUGACGCUGCACAUCCCAGCUCAACCACCGCUCUCUGUUCUUCUGUCGCUCAAUACCAGAGGCUUUGUAGACGUAGCCUCACUCUCUUCUCUGCUUUUCCAUCCCCUUGCUUCGCGUCGCCGCUGCCGCAUCAAAUGCUCUCCCAAUUUAAUCAGUCCGAUCGUCUUGCCCAGCUACAGCAACAGCUACAGCAUGGCGGCUCUGGUCGCCGCGUCGCCCGCCGGCAGAGAAAACGCGUUAUCUCGACCAAGGAUCCCGGGAUGGUGGAAGAUGGCAAAGGCUGACCCUGGGUCACUAUACUCUUACGAGAUGGGGGAGGUUGGGUGUAUUUCUCCAACAUUUCGGAUUGCCGAUUGGCGCCAUCGCAUGCACACCGCCAUGCUUGAAGACUACAAGCCAGUACAACGGUAUUCCGCCCCAAACUACAAUGUCUACCUAAGAGCGGCUGCGCUGGUCGCAGCCUUACUGCAGGAAAUAGCAGAUCGUCCCCAGCCUUAUGGAAACUGCUCCUCAUUGCCCACCAGCGAAGGCUUGUUACCAUUACAAGACUGGCAAGAGCCAGCGGCAUACGCUCAAGUAUUCACCACACCGGACCAACCUCGAUUCUUGGCCCGCGAUAGAAAGUCUACAGCCCGAGUUGCGACAAUGGACGCAAGUAUAGACUUUGGAGGCACGUACGGCGUACAGACUAGAGCCAAGAAGAAGAAAGCCGCGAAAGCUGCCAGUCAGGCAAAAUGGCUCGAUUCAGACAACGAAGGAAAUGGUAACGCUGCCGGUGAGGGUGAAGAUGGUGCUGCCGGAGGUGGAGAUCAAGGUGGAAGUGCCGGUGGCAAUGGCGGCGGUGAUGACAACAACAAUGGGGGAGGGGGCGAUGAGGACGACUGGGAUUUUGGUGGCAGCAAGAAGAACAAGAAGAAGAACAAGAAGAAGCAAGAGGAGGAAGAAAGGAAAAAACAGGAAGAGGAGGAACAAAAGAAAAAAGAGGAGGAGGAAGCGGCGAAUCCACUGAGUUGGGCCGACGAUGCGAACAACGCCGCCGCGGAGGACGACUGGACCACCGGUUUCACGAAAAAGGAUAAAAAGAAUAAAAAGAACAAAAAGGGGCUCGACGACCCUCCCCCCUCUGCUCCAGAACCUCCUUCGGGAAUGGCCUUCCAAGACAUCAGUCUGGAUGACACUGCCCCGAAGCUUGAGUUUAGCUUUGGUGGUACAGACAGCAAGAAGGAUACGGGAAGCUUUGGUGCUUGGGGUAAAACAUGGGACUUCGGAUCCCUCGACACUGGAACGGGAAAAGCCGACGACAAGGCUUCUAAAAAGGAUAACGACAAAAAGGACGACUCGGCCAGCUUUGGGGACACCAACCCUUGGUCUUUUGGCAACAAGUCAAAAAAGAAGACAACUACCUCCUACGGCUUCGAUUUCGGUGACUUGGAUUCCGGCGACAAAGGAUUUUCUCUCGACGGAGACGUUGGCGAAAGCAAGCCCACUGAUGAUGCUUGGGGAUUUUCCACCGUCAAUAAGAAGGACAAGAAGAAAAAAGACAAUGGACUGGGCGACACCACUGUGGUUGACCCAGGUUCGAAAGAUGAUGAUCUUCUCGGAACUUGGGCGACCACAACUUCGAAGAAAGAUAAGAAAAAGAAAGGGUUCUUUGAUGAAGAUCCUGUCCCUCCCCCUCCACCACCCGCCCCGGUAGAACCAGAGCCUGCGGCCGCAGAGGAUGAAUGGUCAGCUUUCACAACGAAGAAAGACAAGAAGAAAGGGAAAAAGGGGGUCAUCGAGGAACCUCUCGCUGAUGCAAAAGACCCUGCUGCUGACGUCGGGGCUGUGGACAAUGCCUUCGAAUGGGGCUUUGGGACAGGCAAAAAGGACAAGAAGGCGAAAAAGAGCGCAUUCAGCGACUUCAAUGACAAUGACGAUCUUCUAGCCGUUCCUGCCCCUGCCGCUGAGCUAAACAUUACGGCUGAUGACGGGGACGACUGGAUGUCUGGAGCAUGGGGGAAAAAGAAGGACAAGAAAGGGAAGAAGGCAGGGAUCGAAGAUUUAUCUGCUUCCGUCGACUUAAACAAUACCGCUGAUGGUAAGACGUCAACGAGUGAUGCUCUGGCCGCAGAUGAGCCCGUCACAGUAAAGGGCAAAAAGGACAAAAAGAGCAAGAAAGGGACGAUCGCUGAAGAAGAGGAGCCGCUACCGCCGCCACCACCCCCAGUAGUCGAGCCACCUGCUGAAUCAGACGACCUUUGGUCCUCAUUUGGCAAGAAAGAUAAAAAGGGGAAGAAGGGCAAAGUCAUAAGCCCUGAGCCCUCAAUCCCAGAUCCUAUUGUUGAGGUCGAAACACAAGAGGAACCAGCUAAAGCAGAGUAUGCUGACACUACCGGUUGGGCAAAUCUUUCCGCCAAGGACCGAAAAAAGAAAGAAAAAGAGGCCAGGAAGAAGGGAUUGCUUAUCCCUGGCGACGAGCCUCCAGUGCCAGAACCUGCUCCGGAACCAUUACCGGAACCGGAACCUGAGAUAGAAGUCACCAAAGGAGAUGACUCUUGGGGAUUUGGUGGUUGGGGAACAUCCACCAAAGAUAAGAAAAACAAAAAGAAGAGCUUCUUCGAUUUGGAUGAUGAGCCUCCGCCGCCGCCGCCUCCGGAACCAGAGCCGAUUUCGAAGGAGGAGCCCGAUGUGUGGAGCUUUUCGAGCAAGGACAAGAAGAAAGGGAAGAAGAAGGGACUUCCAGACGUGGUUGAAGAGCCUCUAGCUCCCCCUCCAGCUCCAGAGCCAGAAGACAAGGAAGAUGAUACCUGGGGAGCGUUCACCUCUGCAAAGGACAAGAAAAAGAAGGAGAAAGAAGCGAAGAAAAGCGGAUUUCUCGACGUGCUCGACGAGCCAGCUGUCUCUGUGUCUCAAGCUGAGCCUGAGAUCAAGGACAGCGAUGUCUGGGGUCAAUGGGGCACUACUACGUCCAACGACAAGAAGAAAAAGCCCAAGGACACCAAGAAGAAAGGAUGGCUCGAUAUGGACGAGGAACCUGCUGCACCCCCGCCUGAGCCGGAACCCGUGCCGGUGGCAAACGUGGUAGAAGAAGAUAGUUUCUUCGGACUCACAGCUAAGGAGAGGAAGAAAAAGGAGAAGGAAGCCAAAAAGAAAGGAAGUGCAGCCGCAAUCCCAGAGCCCGAGCCCGAGCCCGAGCCUAUCGUCGAGCCAGAGCCGGUGGAAGAGAAGACCGACAGUGCCUGGGCUCCUUGGGGAACGGCAAAGGAUAAGAAGAAGACCACCAAGAAGAAAGGAGUGAUCACCGAAGUUCCAGAGCCUGAGCCCGAGCCGAUUGUAGAGCCAGAACCCGUGGAGGAAAAGAACGACGAUGCCUGGGGUUCUUGGGCGACCUCGACAAAGGACAAGAAGAAAGCAAGCAAGAAGAAAGGGCCUUCCGCCGAAAUUUCACCCCCUGAGCCGGAGGUCAUUGUAGAGCCAGAACCAGUGGAAGAAAAGCUCGAUGAUACCUGGGGCACCUGGGGCACCUCGACAAAAGACAAAAAGAAAGGCCUUAAGGAUUCUAAAAAGAAAGUUAUCGCCGAGUUCGAGGAGCCUCACUCGUCUGACAAACCUGAGGCUCCCGCCGAGGACGACAUCUGGAGCGCUUGGGGAUCUAAGGACAAGAAGACCAGCAAGAAGUCCAAGACAAAGGACGACCUUCCUCCCCCGGCCCCGAGUCCCCCAGCUCAAGGUCUAACUCCGGAACCUGAUCCGGCUGAGAUGUUGGAUGACGACCUGGCUGGAGACUCUUGGGCAGGUCUGACCAGAGUGAAAAGCAAAGCAUCCUCGAAAAAGAGCACGAUUUCCAAGACCUCCACAGGGAAGGACAAGGCGAAGAAGACCAAGGAAAUUGACGAGUCCUUUGACAUUACGCCGCCUGAGGAGCCAUUGCCAGAAGUGACUCCAGCCAGCCUUACAAAGAGCAUGUGGGGUUCUUUCGGAGCCUCGACUACAACUACCAAACUGACCAAGAAGGAGAGGGAGGCCAAGGCGAAAAAGGAAGCGGAAGAGAAGGCUAAACAAGAGGCGGAAGAACAGGCCAGAAAGGAAGAAGAGGAGAGGCUGGCUCGCGAGGCUGAAGAGGCAGCAAAAAGCUCUAAGAAGAAAACCACCAAGUCGUCCAAGAUCGACGCCAAAGCCAGCAAAGCAAAGGAUGCGGACGAGCUCAUUGAUAUGUUUGGCGAGCCCACACAGCCAUCCAAAUCCGACAAGGGUUCCAAAUUGAAAAAGACCACGUCCAACAAAGAGGAAAAGGCUGGAGACAAGAAGGAGGACGACUAUUUUGGCUUCUGGGGUAGCGCGUCAACCUCGAAAAAGACAGCUGGCAAGAAGGACGUGGACUUGCAAAAGGAAAUUACCCAACAGGGGUGGCCCGAUCAGGAUGACGCGCUAGCCGACCUCUCGAGAGAUCUCGACUCCGGAUUUGACUUUGAGAAGCCCUCCUCUACUUCAAAGGCCGCAAAGGCAAUGAUCACCACCACAAAGACCAAAACAAGCUCUUCUGUCGCCGAUCGCAUCAAGGCUCUGGAGGGCAAAAAAGAAGAGAGCAAGAAGAAGUCCAAGGCCGAGUCUGCGCUGACUAAGGAUUUGCCUCCACUGGACGACGCGCCAUCGCCAAAAGAGGAAAAGGCGCAUAUAGACAAGGCACCAGCCUCGAAGACGAAGACUGCCGCCACCAGCAAGACGACCAAGACAUCCAAGAAAGACGCGUCUCCCGUUGCAGAGGAGAAGAAGUCAAAGGACUCCAUCCCUGGCAGCUUUCCCGGCGCGUUUGGCGACGACUACUACGGCGACGACAUUCUCGAUCUCGACACGCCCACAUCGCCCGAAAAGCCCAAAGCGAAGGCGGCCACCGUCGGGAAAAAGAGUACCAAAUCUAAGACUACCACGCCCAAGGCGUCAGCGACAGACGACAUCGGCCUGCCUGAGGGAGAAACAGUGACCAAGCUGCCGACGCCUCCCCCAGAAGAUAAGAAAACAACAAAGAAAGAACGCCCUCGUGUUGAACGAUCCGCAACCACGUCUUGGGGAUUUUGGGGUGCAGCACCCCCACCAAAGAAGUCGACCAAAGAAAAACCAAAGGACGACGAGGACAUGCCGCCGCCACCAAAGAAGGAGAAAUCGCCAACCGGCCUGAGUCGGUCUAAAUCUACUCGAAGUCCGAAAGAAAAGGAACAGGAAGACAGGAAGGAAGCUGAAAAGCUCUCCAAGUCGUCUGGAUCAGACAAAGAGACUAAACCCAAGAAAGCUGAGAGACCGAAGGCUGCACGCGGUACUUCGUUUUCGAACUUUAUGUUUGGUGGGCCACCGCCAUCGGCUAUGCCGCGCUCGAAGACCACCAGUCGAAGACCAAGCAGUGCGGCCAGCUCAAGACCUUCGUCUCGGCGUCAAUCCAUUGAUGGUUUCUCAUCCCCACCACCCGAGGAUGAACCCCAAGUUACCGACAAGGCAGCGAAGCUCAUGGGAAUCAAGUCCAGCAAGGUCGAACGCCGUCCGUCGGUGAAGAGAAAAUCUUCAGUCGUUCCGGAUCCGUAUCCCAUCGACGACGAUGACAUGGUAAUGAUCCACACCAAUGACGAUGCUCCGCUCGUCAACAGCAUAUCUAUGCCAGAAAAAUCAAAGUCUAGGUCUUCAAAACCAAAGAAAGAGGUAGGUGCACAACCCUCCUCAAAUAGUCUGGGCCACAUGCUCCGCCCGUCCUGGUCGCCGGAUUUCAAUAAAGAAAUUCAUGCUGACGGACGGGUUUCGUAUACGCAGAUCAAGUCACACAGCAAAAAUAUCUCUCAAGACGACGACGUUGUAAUGGUGGAGAGCCCAACCCAUGCAGACCCAUUGGUCACAAGCGGACCCGACGAUAUGGCCUUUGUGGAUCAUCCGCCUGCGCUAAAGAGAAGCAAUACUGCGCCCAGAAAAUCGACCGGACUUUUUGGCAGCUUCUUUGGCAGUUCUCGUUCCUUUGAAGGGGAGAGACAGCGACACCGGAGCCACACUCUGACGGAUGCGGAAGACCUACCCAUCAGGACCAAAGAUAAGUCAAAGAGGCGUUCCCGAGCUAUCGAUGGGGAUGAAUUCACCACCGACGCGCCUGGUGAAACAGACGCCGACGUGGAAGCUCGGCGUGCUGAAAGACGAGCGAAACGCGAAGCGCGUGAUCACGCAGAAGAAGCCGAUCGCGUCGAGCGUGAAUUAAAACGUAAGGAAAGAAGAGAGCGCGAAAAAGCGGACCUCGAAGCUCGUCAACGCAAAGCUCGUGAGCGUGAAAGACGAGAACAAGAGGAGGAAGAGAGGCGCCGUGAGGAAAAGCGGGCUAGGCGUGCGGCGAGAGAAGCACGCGCCGCGCAAGAAGAAGCUGAGGCAAAUGCAGAAGCGGAACGCCGGCGGGAAGAGCGCAGGCGACUUCGUGCUCAGCUCGAAGCUGAGCAAGGGGUCAAUCGUGAAGUUGCAAAGGAUGAUCGUCGCAGAUCAUACUACACCGAGGAAGAGGAAAGAAGAAAGCGGAAGCAGAAAGACAAAGACAGAGAGAAAUCGAGCCGCAAGAGAUCCAGUGUCCUUGUUGAAGAAUAUCACGAAUCUCGGAGUGGCAGCGGUAAAGGAACCGCUCCCCCAGCCAACAAGACUAGCUCAUGGGUCAACUCUCAAGCCGACGAGCCACCCGAUCUCCCGCCGGUUGAGGGUACCAUUCUCGAUCCGAGUGGCGAGAGACCACGAGCAGCAGACGAGAGUGCCGGGGCUAAACGCAGCAGUCGCCAUCGUGACAAAUAUGCAGGCAUGACGGAUGCAGAAAUCGAAGAGUAUCGUGCUCGCAGGAAAAGCUCGCGUCGUGCGGAGGGCAAGUCAGCCAGUGGCGGCAGUGACGAGCGAGACAAGGAGCGAGAACGAAGAGAACGACGUCGACGCCGAGAUCGCGAUCAGUCUGAUAAUCGCGGCUAUGGCUAUGACGAGGCGCCCGUCAAGACUUGGGACGGGCGUCCAGCACUGGGUGGAAGGAAUGACAGCAAGAGAAAGAGCUUCCUCGGAGGUCUUUUCUGAGGCUGAAGAUCCACCCUGUGCGCUCAACCCGGCAUACAUGGGUCGGGAACGGGCAGGAGAGGCCAGAUAUUGCGCCCCAAUCACGACGUCGUGGGGCGAGGAUGUCUGCUGGAAUGGACAUCCGCAUCAUCUGGCCGCAGCUCGCUCGUCCAGCAGCUGCACUUUUCUUCCUCGACCGACUUCGGUCGAAGACAGGAAGCGAUCCUACAAGCAUACAGCAACAUAUCCUUUUGGCAUUCGGCAUCACCACUCGCUUCGAUACCCAUGUCUUCCUAUCGCGCUGGCUUGUACAUCAACUUGCAUCUACACAUUUGUUCUGAUUGGCAAUUUUUGAGCGACGAAAGCGAGAAAUUUCAGAUUUGAGUUUUUUGAUUGACGAUCUUCGCCCUUUUCCCCUUCUUCCUUCGCGCAAGGCUGAGCUGAGCUGAAGAUGGUAUAUCAUGGACCCCCAUUGUAUGAGUAUCGGGCAUAUUGUACUUGAAGCUAGGAAGCUUGGACUUGUUGAUGAGCGCUUGGCUCGUUUUAAUCUUCUUUGGAUAUAGAUACCCCAUUCAGUUAAUAUAUUCUCACGCCUA
Cladophialophora immunda is the source of this 7844-nucleotide messenger RNA. RefSeq lists its product as uncharacterized. The record is from RefSeq and is a predicted model, not a curated record. The coding region runs from base 412 to 7269 and encodes 2285 amino acids. The transcript has 4 exons. Lineage: Eukaryota; Fungi; Ascomycota; Eurotiomycetes; Chaetothyriales; Herpotrichiellaceae.